UUCGCCCAGUUACCAGCUCCGAUUGCUCGCGAACUCUCUCUCCGCUUUCCCCUCAUCGUCGUCGUCUUCUCCUCCCCUAGGCGAGCAGCGCCACCAGGUGUUCCCGCCGCUGGAGUCCCUGCAUGAGCGGCAACUCUACGCGGAGGGCGAGAUCCUCGAGGCCAAGAUCCGCCUCCUCAGCAGCGCCAACAUGGUCGACUACUACGCCAUGGACAUCCACAGGUCGCCGCUCCACGGCAACAUAGAUCUUGAGUGCAUCCUGUCCGUCAUCUGCGGCCUCGUCACCAAGGCCGGAUCCGAAGACGAGGUCCUGCAGAUCACCGAGCUCAUCUGCUCCAAGCUCACCCAGCAGCCCGACGAGAAGCCGGCGAUGCGCCUCAAAGUUCUCUUCAGCUUGUAUAAUCUGCUCCCGAACCCCUAUGGCAAGACAUUUCUUUACAAGAAGGCUUUUGAGCUCGCCACUGCCAGAAAGGCUGCCGAGUUCAUCAUCCCAUCUUUCAAGAACAUCGACAGCUUCGUUAGCGACUGAGGAAUCGGCAAUUUGGAGCAGAGAUAGCUGUUCCUCGCCGUCACCAAGAUCCUCAAAGACCGGAAGGGAUGCGGCGCGCGUUGCUCUUUACUACUUUGAAGUUCACUCCUUUCAUUUGCUUAGAAACGUUUACCUGGCGAGAUUUUGCAUGGACGCAAUUUAAUCUACUUUUUUGGUAAGAAGUCACUCGGACGAAGGAUCAGGUAUAAGGGAUUAGUCAUUUACGAGAGCAUGUAUUUUCUUGGAUUUUGGAAACACAAGAGGUGGUGCUAAGUGCUGAACAAUAUAGAAUUACACAACAGUAUCUUACUCAACUUAGAUGCAAUUUUUCGUUCUCUGAAUAAUGUAGUGCAAAACUAUGAGAUACCAGUGCCACAAUAACAGAGUUUAUCAAUGUGCUUGUAUCAGAUGAUCACUCUGAUACAAUUGGUGAUGCAAAGGAAGAGGCUGUUGCGGCGAUCAUUGAGUUUGUCAAGUCAUCUAAUCUCUUUCAGGUACUUCUCUACACCAGUUUACGUCCAUGCAAGUAUCAGUUUUGUGGCGGAAAAUCAGGGGAUAUAGUGCCUAAAACGAUUAUUUGUCCUGAACUAUUCAUUAUUGUCCCCUUCAGAAUUGCAAUAUGACAUAUUGUCGUAUUGUUCUCAUAUCAUUUAACCAAAUGUGAAUUUGGCUGAUCAGAUUCAAUUUGGUUAUUAAAAUGACACAUUACUCUCGGACAAAAGAUGCUCUAAUGUUAUCUGCUUACACCAGCGUGUGUUGGUUCUCUCAGUAUCUUCUCAGUUCUGAACUAAUGUGAUUAUAAAUUGGAAGAUUUGACAUAUUGGUAGACUUACAAGUUUUCUGCGUUGGUGCUCUCAGUAUAUUCUCAGUUCUGAACUUGAGUGAUUAUAAAUUGACAGAUUUGACAUAUUGUUAGACUUACAAGUAUUCUGCUUAGAUGGAUCAUAUAUUUUUCCAACUUGUUCCACAACUUUCCAGUUUCCACUACUCUUCCAUAAAAUAUUUAUUCCACUUAUAUAUGACACAUGGUCAUUGAAAUGGAUGUUGCCGCUUCUGAAU
Messenger RNA from Phragmites australis (common reed), 1588 nucleotides. RefSeq lists its product as uncharacterized. Gene Ontology annotation, biological process: cytoplasmic translational initiation. The coding region runs from base 191 to 529 and encodes 112 amino acids. Lineage: Eukaryota; Viridiplantae; Streptophyta; Magnoliopsida; Poales; Poaceae. Gene Ontology annotation, cellular component: eukaryotic translation initiation factor 3 complex. The record is from RefSeq and is a predicted model, not a curated record. The transcript has 2 exons.